Messenger RNA from Necator americanus (New World hookworm), 450 nucleotides. RefSeq lists its product as uncharacterized. Bases 1 to 450 code for a protein of 149 amino acids. The record is from RefSeq and is a predicted model, not a curated record. NCBI's taxonomy places the organism in Eukaryota, Metazoa, Nematoda, Chromadorea, Rhabditida, Ancylostomatidae. The transcript has 2 exons.
AUGUGGACAUCUUCGAGACCUCGAACAGGGAUCAGGGUGGACGGACAACCAAUAGAACUCGUCGAUGAGUUCUGUUACCUGCGCUGUACGCUGAAGAACAACGGCAGCUACGAGAAAGAUGUUCAGCAAAGAUGCGCUAAGACCACUUCUGCAUUUAACUCCUUAACGAAAUGCUUGAGGUCGACCCCCAUCACCAACGAAGUUAAGCUGCGAGUCUACCUAUCCGCAAUUCGCCCCAUCAUGAUACACGGACGGUUACUUGGCUACUUUUGGCCUAGGGCAGGGAAAUUGAUGUGGAAACCGGCAGAUCGCCUUGUUCAACGAGUUCUGAGGAGUUUGCCGGGUUCGAGCUGGAAGAAGCCAGCUGGCCGAAAACGGAAGUUCUGGACUGAGGUGGUGAAAGAGGACCUGAGGACACUCGCCGUGGAUAGACAGUUCAAGCGAGUCUAA